CAGACAAUCAGCCUCAGAGAGAUCCUUCCAGGACAUGCUAUCAUUAGCCCUGAGGUUCACUACUGCACAUGUCCAUGAUUCAGGACUGGAACUCUUCUCAUCGACUUUAAAGAUCCUGGUUGAGAGAAAAGGCCAAUCUGAGUGCUGGGUGCAUCUACUGAAUUGGAAAUGAUCCAAUGGCUCUUUAGUUAGGGUGUUAUGUCCUGAAAAUAGGUGACAACUGCAAACCAUCCUCUGGUGUCCAGAGACUUUAACAAGGUUUGUUUCACACAGACUGAGGGCAGAAAAAAGGAAAUGGCCUAAAAAGGUGGGUUUGCUGUGUUGCCCUCACACUACUUGAUUCAUGGAUCUGAUUCUAAAAAUCUCACUUGAUACUUGAUUUCAUAUGAAAGACAUGUAAAAUGCCUGGGUAGAGGCGGCGGCGGCGGCGGCGGCGGCGGGCUCGGAGGCAGCGGUUGGGCUCGCCGCGAGUGGACGGGGUCGAGUCAGUGCCGUUUGCGCCAGUUGGAAUCGAAGUCUCUUAAAAUGGCAGAUGAUUUGGACUUCGAGACAGGAGAUGCAGGGGCCUCAGCCACCUUCCCAAUGCAGUGCUCAGCAUUACCUAAGAAUGGCUUUGUGCUGCUCAAAGGCCGGCCAUGUAAGAUCGUGGAGAUGUCUACUUCGAAGACUGGCAAGCACGGCCACGCCAAGGUCCAUCUGGUUGGUAUUGACAUCUUUACUGGGAAGAAAUAUGAAGAUAUCUGCCCGUCAACUCAUAAUAUGGAUGUCCCCAACAUCAGAAGGAAUGACUUCCAGCUGAUUGGCAUCCAGGAUGGGUACCUAUCACUGCUCCAGGACAGCGGGGAGGUACCAGAGGACCUUCGUCUCCCUGAGGGAGACCUUGGCAAGGAGAUUGAGCAGAAGUACGACUGUGGAGAAGAGAUCCUGAUCACGGUGCUGUCUGCCAUGACAGAGGAGGCAGCUGUUGCAAUCAAGGCCAUGGCAAAAUAACUGGCUCCCAGGGUGGCAGUGGUGGCAGCAGUGAUCCUCCGAACCUGCAGAGGCCCCCUCCCCCAGCCUGGCCUGGCUCUGGCCUGGUCCUAGGCUGGACUCCUCCUACACAAUUUAUUUGACGUUUUAUUUUGGUUUUCCCCACCCCCUCAAUCUGCUGGGGAGCCCCUGCCCUUCACCUAGCUCCCUUGGCCAGGAGCGAGCGAAGCCGUGGCCUUGGUGAAGCUGCCCUCCUCUUCUCCCCUCACACUACAGCCCUGGUGGGGGAGAAGGGGGUGGGUGCUGCUUGUGGUUUAGUCUUUUUUUUUUUUUUUCUUAAUUCAAUCUGGUAUCAGAAAGCGGUGGAUUCUGGCAAAUGGUCCUUGUGCCCUCACCACUCAUCCUUGGUCUGGUCCCCUGUUGCCCAUAGCCCUUUACCCUGAGCACCACCCAACAGACUGGGGACCAGCCCCCUCGCCUGCCUGUGUCUCUCCCCAAACCCCUUUAGAUGGGGAGGGAAGAGGAGGAGAGGGGAGGGGACCUGCCCCCUCCUCAGGCAUCUGGGAGGGCCCUGCCCCCAUGGGCUUUACCCUUCCCUGCGGGCUCUCUCCCCGACACAUUUGUUAAAAUCAAACCUGAAUAAAACUACAAGUUUAAUAUGAAAAAAAAAAAGAAAGAAAGAAA
Messenger RNA from Pan troglodytes (chimpanzee), 1653 nucleotides. RefSeq names its product eukaryotic translation initiation factor 5A-1-like. Lineage: Eukaryota; Metazoa; Chordata; Mammalia; Primates; Hominidae. Gene Ontology annotation, molecular function: ribosome binding; translation elongation factor activity; RNA binding. The transcript has a single exon. Gene Ontology annotation, biological process: positive regulation of translational termination; positive regulation of translational elongation. Bases 526 to 990 code for a protein of 154 amino acids. The record is from RefSeq and is a predicted model, not a curated record.